Acyrthosiphon pisum (pea aphid) is the source of this 1527-nucleotide messenger RNA. RefSeq lists its product as uncharacterized. The coding region runs from base 655 to 1269 and encodes 204 amino acids. The record is from RefSeq and is a predicted model, not a curated record. Lineage: Eukaryota; Metazoa; Arthropoda; Insecta; Hemiptera; Aphididae. The transcript is spliced from 5 exons.
CCACAGAAAAUCGUUAGAGGAAAAAAUGAUUUUGUUGUAUUUUGUCCGUUAGAUAUUUUGAGGGUUGACCAACCGUAGAAGACCGUUUCUAUGCAAACUCAAAUGAUAUUAAUAUUUUUGUUCGACACAUAACUGUCCGCGCACCGUAGAUAGCACGAAUCGAGAUAUCUUAAAUCCGUGGUGGACACUGUCUGAUUGUCGUGAUUCUGUGGUUACUGGUCUAAGGUCAUUCGCCUUAUCGUUUCGAUUGUCUUAUCAAAUCAGCCGUCCCUCGUUCGCUGGCGGUCGAUAGUCAGUCGUGAAUAUUUAAAUUGUUAAAACUCUAGUCAACUUACUAGUUACUGCCUACUUGUUUUUAUUCUCGUUUAAUGUAUAAAUUAUAAUAUAUUAUUAUAAUUAUUAAUAACAUUAUAUUCAUUAUUGUGACGGAUUUCAUUAACGCACCCAACUUUUAUCGGGAUUUGACACGACUUCGAUCGUUUAUUUCUUUCAACUGAUAACUUGCACUAUAGGUUCAUUGUAACCGAACUCGCCCACCACAGUACUUAAAACGGAAUUUUAAAUGCUCAUGGAUCAACAACGAAUUUCGUAUUUUUAUCAAGACCUGUUAAGUUGUCCCACCUACUUGAAAGAGUAAAUAUCAAGAGCAAUCCUAUGCCAUUUUUUUUUUUACAAAAAUUUAAUUUAUUGACCAGAACAAUGAGUGAUAUCCCAACAGCAUCUACAUCAACAGCAUCAACAUCAUCAGCUUCAACGUCACAAACCAUGCCAUAUACUUUUGACAAUCAGUGUCCACUACGAGAUUUAGAUUAUACAACAACAGAUGAAUCAGAAAUGUCGUCCGAUGAAUCAGAAAUGAUUGAUGACGAAUCGAGUUACUCAAAUGAUAAUAUGUGUAAGCUGGAUCCAAUAAUUGAUGAUAACAUGGACGAUACGUCAUGGUCGUCUACAGCAUCAUCUAAUACAUCAUAUGGAGAUAAAUCGAGUUCUGAAAAUUCUGAAACUGAAUCAAUUUUAAAAGAGUUGAUUAGAGAGAGCUGGACUCUUGAUAAAUCAACAAAUAAUCAAGAAAACACGGAUAGUUUUAUAUCACCAAUACUCAUAUUAGUUCAGCAACCAUGUGAAACUGAAGGCCAGAUGAAUGAAAUUGGAAUCGACCUGAUCAAUGUGGAAGAACACGCAAAAAGACUUAAAGAACUCGAAAAAGAAAUAGAUUUUAUAGAAUCAACAGAAUGGAUGUAUCGCCCAAUAGACUCAUCUAUUAGAUAAUAUUAAUUAAUUUAACAAUCAAAUUUGUUAUACAUAUUCACAUUCUUCUAUUAAAAGACAAAAAUUGUUGAAAACAAAUUUUAAAUUAAAAAAAAAUAUAAACUUGAAAGUAAUGAAUUUUAAAACAAUAUUGUAAAUACUUCAAAUUAAUUAUUGAUUUAAGAUAAUAUGUUUAUGCUUUAAUGUUAAGAUAAGCUACAUUUUUUAUACAUUUUUAUGAAUAUUUUUGUAAAUUAUAUUAAUAUUUACAUUCGUUAA